Molecule: messenger RNA, 4946 nt
Organism: Aphidius gifuensis
Lineage: Eukaryota; Metazoa; Arthropoda; Insecta; Hymenoptera; Braconidae
Product: cytochrome P450 9e2-like
Exons: 3
Coding region: 817-2349 (510 amino acids)
Molecular function (GO): iron ion binding; heme binding; oxidoreductase activity, acting on paired donors, with incorporation or reduction of molecular oxygen
Source: RefSeq, a predicted model, not a curated record
AUUACAAUUUCUGUGUCUACUGCUUGUCCUUGGUAUUUUAUUUAUCUAUAAAUAUUAAUUACUGGCAAGCCUAUAAUUUAUUUUUCAAUCCUCUCCUCCAAGCAUAUUUUCUUAUUCUUGGAAUUUUAAUUACGGUUGAUUGAAAAAAUGUAAAUUUUACAUAAUAAUAUGACAAUAGAGUCGAUAAACAAAUUUUCAAAUUAAUUUUUAUCUCCAUCAAGUAUAAAAAUAAUAUUAACACAAAAAAAAGGAAGUUUUACACAAAAUUCGUAUAUAAUGUUUUUUGUUCUUGGAAAUGACCAAGUUAAAAUUUUUUAAUGUAAAUUUUAAUGUAAAUAUAAUAUAAAAUAUAAUCUUUAUCUGUUUUUUUUUUUAAAUUGUUCUUGCCACAUUAUUCAAAUGUAAAAAUUCUAUUCUUUUUAUGUAAAUAAUAUACUAAUUACUUUUCUCAGUGUCUCGAUAAUCCUUGAAAAACUGUUUAUUUUGUUUCUUAUUAAAUAUAUAUUUAUUUAGUUAGUUUCCAUGUAGAUAUAAACAAGGAAAAAAUUUUAUUUUUACAUCAGCUUUUUUUUUUAUUAUUUAUUCUACGCAUCAUUGUCAGCAAAGGUCAUAACUCACUUGAUCAUUAUGACCAUGAGAUAAAUUUUUUUUAUCAAACAUUUGCGCUGUCAUUUAAUUACAAACACUUGCACAGACAACUGCAUAUAUAUGUGUUUCAGUUUUCGCAUUAGACUGAAAUGUUUAGUGCAUUAUAGACUUGCAUGUCUAAAAGAUCUGUAGCUGAAUUUUAAUAUUCGCUUCGAUAGUUUUUUUGUAAUGAUGGAUACUUGGACGUUGCUUUUGAGUUUUUUAGUUUUUAUAAUUGUGUAUAUUUAUUUUCAAUCUGGGAAAGUGAAGUAUUUUGAAAAACAUGAAAUUCCACAUAUUAAACCAUGGCCACUGUUGGGAAAUAUGGGAGCAUCAUUGUUUCGGAGAAUUUCAGUGUUUCAUUACAUCCAAAAUGUGUAUAAUAUAAAUAAAGAUGCUAAAUACGUUGGUUUUUAUGACUUUGGUAGUCCAACUGUACUAAUACGUGAUCCAGAACUAAUUAAAUCAAUUGCUAUAAAAAAUUUUGAUCAUUUUGUUAAUCAUCGUUCUUUUGUUAAUCCCGAAGUAGAGCCACUUUUUGGUAACAAUCUUUUUUCAUUACACGAUGAUAGGUGGCGAGAAAUAAGAAAUCUUCUUACUCCUGCCUUUACAUCAAGUAAAAUGAAAGGAAUGUUUAAAUUAAUGUCAAAUUGUGCUGAAAAUUUUGUUGACUACCUUGUGAAAGAUUCAAAAGAAAAACCACUUGAAAUAUUUUCGAAAGAUGCAUUUUGUCGUUAUACAAAUGAUGUUAUAGCAACUUGUGCAUUUGGAAUAUCAAUAAAUUCAAUGAAAGAUAAAACUAAUGAUUUUUAUGUACUUGGUAGAAAGGCUACAAACUUUGAAGGAUUAAUGUCCGUAAAAUUUUUCUUUGUUCGGAGUUUUCCAAAUUUCUCAAGAUUAUUCAACAUAAGAAUAAUUGAUAGUAGAGCAGAUGGAUUUUUCAAAAAAAUUGUAGAAGAUACAGUACGUACAAGAGAUGAAAAAGGAAUCACAAGACCAGACAUGAUUCAAUUGAUGAUGGAGACAAGAGCCAAUAAGACUGGACCAACUCUUUCGAUAGGAGAUAUGACAUCACAAGCUUUCAUCUUCUUUUUUGGGGGCUUCGAUACGACAUCGAGCCUCAUGUCAUUCGUUGUUCACCAAAUCGCUGCUAAUCCUGAGAUUCAAGCAAAGCUUCAAAACGAAAUUGAUGAAAUGUUAGAAAGAACAAAUGGGGAUGUAACAUAUGAAGCUGUAAAUAGACUUGCAUAUCUUGACGCAGUCAUUAACGAAACACUCAGAUACUAUCCGAUUGCUGGAUUUCUUGACAGAGUUUGUUCGAAAAGUUUUGAAUUACCUCCAACAUUGCCAGGAGCAAAACCACACCGCCUUGAACCUGGUGAUUUUAUAUGGUUUCCAGUUUUUGCAAUUCAAAGAGAUCCAAUAUAUUUUGAUGAACCUGACAAAUUUUAUCCAGAUAGAUUUAUUGAAGACCCAAAAGGCACUUUGAAUUCUCCAGCAUACAUGCCAUUUGGUUUAGGUCCAAGAAUGUGUAUUGGCAAUCGAUUUGCAUUAUUAGAAACUAAAGUACUAUUAGUGCAUCUUGUUGCUAAAUGUCAACUCAAACCAGGUAAAAAAAUGAUUUUGCCACUUGAAAUUAGCAAGAGUAGUUUAGCAAUGGCAGCUAAAGGAGGGUUUUACCUGGAAAUUCAACCAAGAAAAACCCAAGAAAAAAAUUCGUGAUCGUCUGUGGAAGAUCGUUGAAGAUGUCACUUUUGCAGACUACAUCUACGACUAUAUAGUUAUAUAUAUCUACUAGCUGAUUAACCCGGCUUCGCUCGAGAUUAUUUUUACAAUUUUAGAGAUGUUAUCAAUUGUUUAAAAAAAUUAAUGACUUGCUAGCUCCAAAUAAUAUUUCUAUUCCAAACUUUUUGGUAGCAAAUAAAAGUCAGAAUUUUUUUCGAUGAAUUUUUUUUAAAUUUUUAUGCUAGUUUUUUUUUUUUAGAUAAUGGAUGUCAAAGUUGACAACUUUAACACAUAAGAAUAGGGGAAGAAUACACAUUUAUGCUUGUCGUUAAAAAAAUUUUUACUACUACUAUUUUUUAAUUAUCAGUCUGUUUUUCUUCACAAUACGGAUUACACACUGAAAACACGUUCCUGCUGCCGUAGCAGUAAAGUAGCAAAAUAGACUGCGAAGCGCUGAACUGCUGUAAGAGCAGUACACCCAACUUGGAAUUUCUGUACUGCUCUCAAAGCAGUACAGCACUGCUGCUGUAGCGGUAGACUUUACUGUUGAUGAGUUCAGGCGUAUGAGCGGUACAAAGAAUGCUGUAUGAGUAUGCUGUAAAGACUCAUUCGAUAAAUUAAAUGAUGUAUAUAUGUAUAUUAUUAAUAUUAAUUAUUAAUAAAUAUGAUUAUAUAUUACUAUUAUUAUUGAAUAUGAAUCGAUUUUAAAAUCUUGUAUAUUAUAAAAAAAUAUGGAUAAAGAAUUUGAAAAAAUAUAUUUUAUUUGAAUAUAGAAUUAAAAAAAAAAAAAUUUACAUUUUUAAUUUACCGUGUAAUAAUAAUAAAUUAACUUAUUGAUUAAACAAAGGAAUUGCAUUAACUAUAAUGAUAGUAUAAAAAUAAUAUUACACGGUAAAUUAAAAAUGUAAAAAAUUUAAUUUUUAAGGCAGUAUGUAAAUCUCAAAGUAGGACGACUCUUUGGGUGCAAAGGGGCACUCUGAUAACCAUAGUUCAAAAAAAUAAUAAGCGCCCCAUAAUGUCUGAAAUUUUUAUACUUUACUGCCGCAUCUCUAGAAGUAUGAGUGUGGGCGGCUCGUAUUUACACACACUAAUCUACUUCAGCAGAUUCUCAAUGCUUCGCCCGGUACUGUUUGACCCUAAAUUUUCGUCUUAAAUAAUGAAUAACUUUCAAAAUCCGUGGUAGAAAUCAAUGAUUUUUUUUUAUUAUCUUCGUAAUUUAAAGAAGUAUAAGCUGUAGUAAAAUGAAGGUUUUCUGUGAGAGCGUUUUUUCAAUAGAAGAGAAAACGAGCCGAUGCUUCCUAUACGUGUGUAAAAAGUGUUAAUUGUUGUCAACUUUGACCCUAAUUAUCUCACCUAAAUCGUGGUAGAAAAUUACAAAAAAAAUUUGAUAAAAGAGAUCUUUAUUUCACUUAAAAAAUAAGCCUCCUUUGAUCGAAAUCUGUGAGAGGGAAUCUUUUUUCAAUAUUUUGACAUACCGCCUUAAAAGAAAUGUUUAAUUGAACAUUUAAAAAAUUCUAAAUUUUAAUCCUAACCUAUAAGUGAUGUCAAAGUCGUGAACCGUAUAUGACCGCGCAUACAGACGUGCGCAUUCAGUUGCCACAGCAGUGCCUUGUACUGCUGAAUCAGCAGUACAGUUUACCGAGAAUAUACGGGUGCUUACUGUGGAUUUACAUGGACAUCCUGCUACUGUAGCGGUCUACCAUUACCGGUCUAAUAGCUAUUAGAAUAAUAAAUAGAUCUAGACCGUGGCAGGUCUAGACCGUGCCUGCAGCGGGAACGUUUUUUCAGUGCAUACUAUUGGGCCGAAACUUUGUUUGACGAUGGGAUUUACUUUCAACCUUAAGGUUGAUUCCAAGUCCCAUCGCCGUACCAAUAUUUAUGCCACGAAGGGCCCGUAUAUUAAUAACGCUAUUUUCUAUUCCCGUGUCCUGAAAUUUUUGUGGUGCCACUGAUGAAAAAACCAAGUUCUUUAGUAGUAUGUGUGUGCGCGAAAACACACGCUGAUCCAUGGAGCUGCAGCCCCUCUUGUCCUACGCUGUUGCAAGCUGACUUUUUGCUGACUGCGCAUUCAGCUGCGCAUGCGUGAUAAUAAACAGGAAAAAAUAAACACCCAAAAGCACCUAUUAGCAAACAAAGUUUGCGUCGUACAUAAAACCAUGCUUGUGUUCAUGUCAGUGUGCCGCGCAUCUAGCAAAGUUUAAUGUUUAAAAGUUAAAUAUUUAUUAAAAGAAAAGAAGAAAAAAUUGAAAUAAUUAUCAAAAUUUUGUCUCGUCCAGGGCUACAAUCUGAUAGUAAAUGUACAGUUUUAAAUCAACACACAAAAAAGUUAUUCGUAAAAACAUGAGGUAACGCGUAUACCUUGUGUGUUAAAGUUGUCAACUUUGACAGUAAAUAUCUCGCAAAAAGCAAACAAGAAAAAAUUCAAAAAAAUUCACAAUAUAGAUAAUUCUUUCAUUUAGAAAAUAAGUCAAAAAAAUCGAAAGUCUAUCAAUAAUUCAGAUAUUCGGAAUCAACCUUAAUUAUUUAAAUGAAAUUUUCUUUUUUAAUUUUUUGAAUGGAUUGAUAAGGUAUGAUGAUGAUUAUUGAAUAAUUUC